Messenger RNA from Paracoccidioides lutzii Pb01, 489 nucleotides. RefSeq lists its product as hypothetical. The record is from RefSeq and is a predicted model, not a curated record. Bases 1 to 489 code for a protein of 162 amino acids. The transcript has 3 exons.
AUGAAUAAUGAUGAUGAUGAUGAUGAUGAUGAUGAUGAUGAUGAAUGCCCAACAAGGCUCCAAAGAUCUUGGCGAUACGAGCAAGAAGGGCGCAUCCCAAAUAUUAGGCUGCUUGAAGUAACUUGCAUUGUCUUUCGAGGACGAAAAUGUACCGGUUACGCAUUAAAAUCAAUCGAGUUUAUCAACUGCGAGAAGAGAUUAUCGGUUACCUCUUUUCAAUUCUCGGGUGCGACAAUUAUCUCGACCAACUCUCAGUCACCCACCAGAAAUCCUGUGGUAUGUGGUAUGACAAUUGAUGCAUUUAAGCAAAAGAUAAUAAGACAUCCGACUCCAAUUAGAAUACAGCGGGGCAUCGAAUGCUUGGCUGGAGGAAACGUCAACGCCCUCCAUCUGGUCUUGAGGUCGGACCGUCUAUCGGAAUGUGAUAAAUCGGAAGUAUGGACACCCGUACUCCGCAUAAUGCACGUAGAUGCAUGGCACAGGGCAUAG